Trichosurus vulpecula (common brushtail) is the source of this 4305-nucleotide messenger RNA. RefSeq names its product family with sequence similarity 241 member A (gene FAM241A). The transcript has 3 exons. Bases 1 to 759 code for a protein of 252 amino acids. The record is from RefSeq and is a predicted model, not a curated record. Lineage: Eukaryota; Metazoa; Chordata; Mammalia; Diprotodontia; Phalangeridae. Gene Ontology annotation, cellular component: intracellular membrane-bounded organelle.
AUGGGAGAGUAUAAAAAGGAGCGAGGAAAAAAGAGGCGAGGGGGAAAAGAGAGCCGGGGCGGGGCUGGGCGGAGCGUCGAUUCCGUAAGGCGCUCCCGGGGCCCCCGAGCCGAGCCGGCGGCGCCCUCCCGCCCAACGGCUUGUCAACAGUCGCAGGGGUCCGGGAGGGAAGCCUCGGAAGCGGGCGAGGCCGAGCGUGCGUCCCGGAUCCCCUCCCAGCUGGGCGGCCACACUUGGCCCCGGGGAGGGGGCGGGAUGUGCUCCGCCGGGGAGCUACUGCGCGGCGCGGGCGGCGACGGGGAGCCGGACGAGGACGGGGACGGAGCCGACUCUGGGCUGGAGGGGCCGGAGCCGGGGCCGGGGCCGGCGCCCGCGAAGACGGAGGAGCCGGAGGACGGCGGCCAGAGCCUGCUCGCGGGGCAGCAGCAGCAGCAGCCGAGGCGGCGCGGGCGGCCGCGGCAGCAGCAGCAGCAGCGUGGUCCUGGAGGAGGCGGCCAGGAGCAGCCGGAGCAGGACGUAGAAGAAUCGCAAAAUCACAGCGUGGAACCUGUUAUAGAUGACUACAAAAAGAUGGGAACCCUUUUUGGCGAACUAAACAAAAGCCUAAUCAACAUGGGCUUCACCAGGAUGUAUUUCGGAGAGCGGAUUGUGGAGCCAGUUAUAGUCAUUUUCUUUUGGUUUAUGCUCUGGUUUCUUGGCCUACAAGCCCUCGGACUAGUUGCUGUUCUUUGCAUUGUCAUUAUUUAUGUACAAGAGUAAAACGUAGCUGACCCAUGUGUGGUUUGACGUAUGGAAGCCGUGUUGUAUGCUGAUGGAUAUUUAAGCAAAUGAGAGCUCCAGAAAUCUGCUUUGUUACAAAUUAUGUCAGCCAUUUUCUAACUAAAUUUAUAAAUGGAUGUUCUUGGAAAAUAAAGUCAACUCUUCUUUAUUUAGGGGUUAAUUCCAGACCCCUUGUUUCCCAGUAGUGACUUUUGCCCACUUAUUGAGCACUAAUCACAAACACUACUACCCAAAAAUGCGACAGAGGCUAUGACAUUUAGAGAUAUCAGUUUUAUUCCUUGUAAAUAAUUUAGGAAGAAAGAAGCUAAAGUCAUAUUUUACUUGAAGAUUAUUUCCUAGAUAUUCCCACUUUCAUUUGGGGGAUGUUGGAUUUCAGAUACCCUUGCCAUCCCCAUCCCUAUGUGUAAAUUAGAGUUGGCUUUAUGAUUAUCUUUCUCUUGUGAUGGAAAUGAAUCAUUCUAGCUCGUUUUCCAAAAGUGAAAAAAAGACAUGUACUAUUGUUAGAGAAACUGCCCAAGUGGAUUGAAACUUCAUUAGGCCUGGAACCACUUCAGUAUGUCAUUGAAGGUUUUUGAAAUUUUGGUGCUGGUGAGUUCUUUGUUAAUCCAGGAGCCACAAGAGCCAGGUGUAUGCUCAGCUGGCUACAUACCUACUUUGUGACAUGCCUAAUUAGGCUGUGGUAUUUUCUUCUAUCCAACAAGCUUGAGUUUUUAUUUUUUAUUUUCCAUGGGACACUUUCAGUGUAUUUUUCACAACUUUUACAAUUUUAUAGUUCUUUUUUUAAUUGCUACUUUAAGAUAUAAAUCAAAAUUUGUUUCUUAGCUGGACAGUGGAAUAUUUUUUCCCUAACUUGUUAUAAAAUCUGGCUGCAUCUUUUUCUUUCUCUUUCAAAAAGAAAAGACUAAAUCUUUCACCUUUGAGAUAUAUAUAUAGAGAGAAAAAAAUAGAUGCACAAUAUUAAAGAAAUAGUUAAAUUUGGAGUGUAAUCAUCAGUCUUAUACAUGCAGCAAGACCAAAUCUGUGAAUCCUCUAAAUGGAGAAGCAAAGUAACUGAAAAUAUUAUAAGAGCAUAUAAUGCUAAAUCAGAAUCCCAGCCAGAGGUUGUUAAAAAUACAGUGUAUUUGUUUAAAUAUCAACUUUUUUAAACUUACAACUUUUUUAUUUUUACAAAAGGUCUUUGUACUCUAUUGUGCUUAUAUUGAGUUUGCAAAUAUUUUUAUACUAACAACCAUACCCUUCAUCUACCUUACUGCAAGUGCAAACUAUAUGAAAGGGUAUUUUCAUUUAUGCACAAGUACAGUUUAAAAAAAACAACUGAGAUUAUGGGAAUUUGCAGCAGUAUAAAAUAUUAAUGACUACAUUCUUUUGGAAUGCUGCUGAGAGUUUGAAUUUCUGAAAUACAACAUGCUUAAUAACCGCUCUGGUCCCACCAGUGCCUAAUGGUGAAUCUAUUUUUCAAAGUCAUUUUUGUUAUAAAUUAUUUAGUAUCCAGUCAGCACUAUACAUUGCUCUGUUAUGCUGAUGGGAUAUGUGUGUGUAUCCAAUUAUAAAAAGUAAGCAGGCAUUUUGCUAUCUCCUUUUGCACUUCUGUUACUACUUGCCACAGUAUACCAUCAAGUUCUAUGAAGGAGGGAGGGAAAAAAACUAGCUAGUAGCUUAUUUAAUGGAGACAAUAAGAAGUUGCCUCUAGGAAGUGUUGGGAUGCAGACUAUAUUCAUUUCCCUAGGUAAAAGAAAAUCCUAUAACCUUGUCUGGUCAUGAAAUAAAGUGAUUAGAUAAAAUGGGAUAUUGAGUCACAUCAAUAUCAGAAAUGUAACUAGUUCAAGGAAUUGGUGUUAUAUGUGAAUAAGAUGUAUAAUAAUUACCAUAUAAUUCACCCAUAUUAUUAGCCCUCAGUUUUAAAAAGGAGGUAGGGAAAUAAGAUAUUUAUCUUAUAUCAAACGUAGUCAAACAAGCUGACCUGGAUGAAUAAAUCUGUUUUCUUUCCAAUAAAAUAUCAGGUAUAACUGGGUAUUUUGUUUAUAUUUUGUCUUAUUUCUUAAUCAGUCAUAAAUGUGGUACUCUCUUUGUUCCCUACCACUAUAGGGGUUCUUAAUCUCGGGUCCAUGAAAAAAUGAUAUACUUUGAUAACUGUACUUCAAUAAAUUGGUUUCCUCUAUAAUGUUACGUAUUUUAUCCUAUGUAUUUAAAAACAUCAUUCCAAGAAGCAGCCUAUAGACUUCACAAGACUUCCAAAGGAGUCCAUGAUACAAAAAAGGUUACGAACCUUUGUAUUAUAACUAUAGCCAUCCUUCAUUUUCAGUGGUAUGGAAUCCAUUUUCUGGUUUUUACUGAUAUCUUUCUAAUAUUAGAGAGGGGGGAAAUCAUUGAAAAUGUGAAGAAAGGCCAAGGCACACUCAGGGUCUAUCAGUCCAUACCCCUGCAUCUAUUUCAGUAAAUAAAUGACAUCCCAUGGUCAUUAUGCUGCUUUUGGCCCAAGUGCUUGGGUUGGAGGAUGCCGUUCCAGCCUGUACACUAAUUUGUUUCGAUCUGAUUAUCCUCUUGAGAAGCUGAAUGUCCCCAAGAGACCUGAACCUAUGGGAUAAACCAACUGUUAACAAUAUUGUUGGGAAGGCAAUUCUCAACCCACGCUUUUACACAGGAAGACUCAUGAAUAAUCACUGCUAUUAUUGAAGACUAAUUAUCCAGUUUGCAGAUUAUCUGCAGCUCUCAAUUCCCGUAGGGUUUUAGCUAGGGAAAGGAGAGAGAAAAGGUAGAGCUCAAAUGAUGCUGUUUUGUUCCUGUAUUAUAUCCCUAAUAAAAGAUGUACUCUAGAAGAAAGAAAUUAAUUCAUAAAUUAAGGCUAGGGGUACAUCUCUGGACUUGUAAUCAUAGAAUGCUACAGCUAGAAGGACCCAUAGGGAAUCGAGUCCAUCUUACUGUCCGAUGGAUGAAUCUUGCCCUUAAUAUCCCUGACAAGUGGUCAUCUGCCCUCCAUCAUUUAUUGAUGCUUUCUCUGGAACCCAUUAUCUCAAAGUUGUUCUAUACUUUAAAAUUUUAUGGCUCAAAUGAUACGUUUAUUGUGCAGAAGGGGAGUAUAUCAGGUUGUAUGUUGUCAUUUAGAAGUCUUUCUGACUUUCUGUUGGAAAUAUAUAGCUGUCACUCAUAUGACCUGGGUCUUUGCAAUAUUGCUACCACAUUGUAGCAUAUUUCAGGGCGAAAUCCACCCUGCAGAUCACAUCAAAUAUGUCAACACUAUUUGUAACGCUUAUUUCAAGGGGAAUAAUACUCACUGAUAUUAUUUAAGGGAUACUUUUUUAAUGUUACUUAUUUGACAGCGUGUCCCAAUAAGUUUUCAUCUGUCAAACAUUUUUUUAAAUAACUUUGAACAUCCAAAAUACUUAUAUCAGGGCUGAUGGUUCUUAUUACAAAACUGCCAUAUUAAUUCUCUACCAGAAUGUCUUGGUUGUCCAAACCAUUUGUGUUAUCCAAACUUAUAUACAAAGUUAUUUGUUAUCCUUUCUAAUAAAAGAUACUCUGCUAUAA